Lymnaea stagnalis (great pond snail) is the source of this 3199-nucleotide messenger RNA. Lineage: Eukaryota; Metazoa; Mollusca; Gastropoda; Lymnaeidae. The record is from the annotation of a GenBank genome assembly.
AAUAAACGCAUGUCAAGCAUGGCGCCAAAUGCAGAUGGCGCUUCCACGUAAGUCUCCAGAUUAUUUGGACACACAUUUUGAAUUGCUACGUAUUUUAUUUAUGAUCCAUAACGCAUGAUUUUUAUGUGUUAUUUUUAUUUAUGAAUGUACAGCGCGUGACCGGCCACCUUUGUUCAUGUGGUGCCAAGAUGAUUUCAAAGGCCGUUGUAGUAAAACAAUUAACCACACAUAGUAACUAUGCGACUCUUAUGAGAUCUUCUAUUGUCCCGACCACCUGCCAGGUACUCCACCUCUACAAGCAUACGCAAUCGGUUCAAGCGGUUGGUUCAGGGCAAGACCCCGUCCCAGCUGGAGAAGGAGAGAGCCCUACAGAAGUCCAAGGACCGGAGGAAGCUGUUGAAAGAGCUGGAGUCGACCUGCAAGAACGAGAGAACGGUGGGUACAGUUGGAAUCGCGGAGUUUAUCACGUGGGUAGUGGUGAGUUGAACCAGCAAAGCGAACACCACCACCCCCACCCCCUUUUUCCCCAUGACGUGUAAAAAUGGGUAAGUGGUUCAGAACGUUUAUUUGGUGAGUAAUUUCAGUUGUUUUCUAUCGCAUUAGGACUUCACUCUACUGGAGAAUUACCUGAACACCAAGCUGGCUCACAGGGGACAAGUCACUCAAAGGAUUGUUGGAUCCUUCGAUUACAGGUCAGUAAAUCAAAUGAAGUGUGUUGCAUAUGAAUUACAGCCCUUGUAUUGGCAACACUUGGCAAACAAGCCAACCAAAACCAUAUAUAUAUAUAUAUAUAUAUAUAUAUAUGUGUGUGUGUGUGUGCGUGUGUGUGUGUGUAUGUAGGCCAUAGUGGAGUUUACUAUUAAAAAAUUACAACGCGAAAGAAAGUAUAAUUCCGCCUUCCUGUACGUUUCAUAUCGAAAUAAAUCGAACUUGCUAACAUCACAAUCAAAACGUAUCUCAAAACAAUAAACACAUCCCUUGACACAAAAGUUAAACGUUUGUAUCUCACUUAACACAUUUUUCCUCGUGUCCUUUCCUCUUCCCCCCCCCCUCUUAACCCUAACCCUAACCUCUAACCCUAACCCCUAACCCCUAACCCUAACCCAUAGUCACACUGAGAGGCGAAAUCUGGAAAUUGAGAAAAUAGCCAAACGGGCCAGGCGGAUGUCUGUGUCCAGAAACAAGCGCAUCGAAGAGCACGUGACCAAACAUUCACUUUACGACGAGAGUCUGAGGCGAGCGGUCAUCGAGUCACUGGAGAGCAAGAAGAUCAAGAAGAAGAGUCAAAGCUAUCGACGGCCAUCGGAUGUUAAUGGGCCGGUAGGUUUGGCCCAGGGACCACGCUAAGGCAAUGAGUUUGGGAUUUGAAGGGGCCGGUAGGUUAGGUCCAGGGACCACGCUAAGGCAAUGAGUUUGAAGGGACCGGUUCGCUGAACGAAGCAGCCUGAAGUCUUGGUAAAUGUUUCAGGGGUCGUUCGCAAUUUACGUAACGCUCAAUAGAGAUAGAGAGGGGGGGGGGGGGUUGGUCGAGGUUUUUUGCUACUUUGUGUAAAAAAUUUAGGGACGUAACACUUUGUAUAUUUUUUUUGUCAUCUAAAAUUUUCUAAUUUUAAACAUUCUUUAUUCAAUUAAUUUAAAGAAAAAACAUUAAUUUGAGUUCGAAAUUGCCUCAGGUAGUAUGAGUUCCGUGAAACUCAGUCGCUCACACCUUCUGGACGUAUCCAAAAAUGACGUGAGAUUUGUUGUGGCCAGUUUACAUUCGGCCCGGGGAGGACGUCGUUGUUUAGCGUUUUACGUCACAGUUUUCUAAGAAUACUUUAUGAGAAAAUUAUGGGGAAAUGUCUGGGAAGAAAGUAAAAUCUCAGUUUCGUUAUGAAAGUUGUAUGCAUGUUUUGGAUAUUUUUAGGUGUGACGUAACACUAAAAAAAAGGGGGGGGGUAAAGGAUAUGUAAUGCUUUGUGAUUGGGGGGGGGGGGUCGUCCGAAAAUGUCAUUUUUGGAGUGACUUAAUUUACGAACGACCCCUAAAAAUUAUUAUUUCUUUGUUGCAUGAUUUAAAUUAUUUAUUUUUAGUAAAAAAAACUAGCGCCAUGCCUCAAUGACUAGCCACUGGUCGAAACUUGGGUCAUAACUUGUAACAUUUUGAUGAGUCGCCAGCAGUAAGACUUGAUUACACUGGUCGAAACUGAUGGAAGACUUAGCUUCAAUACAUUGUCGAUGCCAAAGAACAUUUUGAACAAUCUAUCCAUAUAAUGCAUAGCUUCUAGGACGAACAGACAACAUAUCCAUAGACUACAUAGCCCUAUCGCAAAUACACAACCUAUCCAUAGACUAAAUAGCCUGACUGCUGUGUGUUUGUAAAACUUUUGUUCCAGGCCCGAGACGGCAACUCGCCCAACUCAUCCAACAGGGAUUCCUGGCAACGUAUGUCGCUGGUCCACGAGAGAAUCUCGUCCAGAUCGACGCCCCACACAAUGAGCGGGUCACGCAGGGGAUCCGAUGACGACGAUGAGGAGAUUUUUCUGCAGCUGAGACGAGGCUCACUGUCACCGCCGGUCUUGGUGAGACGCGGGACACUGCCGUCGGUGAUCACGGGGAGACGCGGGACUCUAUCGUCUGUCCCUGAGAAACGGGGGAAAUAGCAACGCAAAAUCGAAUGGAUGAAAGGAUGUGAGGAAAGGGGCUGGCCCGGAAUCGCUCCAAAAAGAAUGGUUUAAAUUUUUUUUCAAGUUGGCCAACUGUCAAGUUGAAAAAAAACAAAAAACAAUUCUAUUCCAAGGUGACAUGUUAGUUGACAAUUGCGGGAGGGUGGCGAUAUCAUAGGGUCAAUCACAAAGACGGGAAUGUGACAUCAUUGUGCGUGGACGUUUGGGUGACACAGUUAAUGUCAUUUGUGUGUUAAGUUCUAGAUCUAUGGAAGUGUGAACCGGAACCACGUGUGAUGAAUAUCGAUUUCAAACCGGACAACCAUCAACAGUUCAACCGUCUUUGACCUUACCGAACGCACCAUGACAGUUAUGACUUUUCCAUACAAGAAAAACCUAACAUUACCACUUCUGUUGUGAAUAUCAUCAUCCAUCCGAUGAAACGUCGUCUUCUCGUUGUUCCGACCGACAACAUUUCGUAAACUACACCGUCCGUGUGGUGCGUUUUUUUCCUUUUAACUGAACUCCAGCAGUCCCAUUUCCCCUCAUAAUAAU